AUGAAGCGUAAGCUCUCAGACGCUGGCGACCAUCCGCCUGUUUCCACACCAAAGCGACGGCGUACAGCCUUAGAACAAUCCAAUGGCGCCUCGAAUGGCCUCGCGCCCAACGCACUCCCAAACGGCGAUGCCUCCUACGAGCUUUCACCAUCAGAACGGGAUCAAUCAACACCUAAAAAGACCAACGGUAUAUCCGCGACGCCAUUACAACAGUCUGGCCUGAAAACACCUACGCAUAAAUCCAAGGCUCGUGGCUUGUUCGCCACGCCUACCAAGCCCAAGUCUGCAGUUGCAGCCACCCCGUCUCGAGUUAAGAACGCAGAUCGGUCUGCACGGAAGAAGAGUGCGCGAGUACUAUUCGAGCAGGACGAAGAUGCAGCAUGGGAUGGGUCGGAACGACUAGCGGAAGAAAUCUUACAUGGAGAUGAGCCGGAUACAGAGAAAGCGGGCCAAUCUCUAGCGGAGAGCAUAGAACCUGAAGGCGCAGAAGAGGCUCCCGAAAAGGGAGUAAAACAACCAAAGCGUCGUGCAGGACGACCGAAAGGUGCAAGAAAUAAGCGUUCCCCCACACCGGAAGGCGAGCUUCCUGCACACGAACGAUACUUCUUCCAGAACCGCGCCGGACCUGUCAAGACAUCAAAUGCCACUCUCAACAAAGUACCGCUGUUAACGCAUGAGGAAUACUUCGAGAAGCUUGGACAAUAUGAGGACCCGUGCAAGGAAGAGAAGGAAUACUUGCAAUCCUUGCACCACCGAUCUUUCCCGCAGUGGGCAUUCGAGUUCGAUGAAGGGUUCAACAUCUGCCUGUAUGGUUAUGGCUCUAAGCGCAAGCUCAUGGACGAAUUCGCGGAGUGGAGCUACAACUACCGCUUAUCAGCCACAACGACUCCAAUCAUUGUAAUGGUCAAUGGUUAUACACCAGGCAUCUCCAUUCGAUCAAUCUUCGCGACAAUCGUCACAGCCGUAAUGGGUGACAAUGCACCAUCCAAGCUCGGUGCACAGCCAACCGAGGUCCUUGAGCUGCUACAAUCCGCGCUCAAGUCACGAGAAGAUCCCGUCACUGUUUUGAUCAACUCUAUUGACGCACCACCUCUCCGCCGCGCAGCCAACCAAGCGCUUCUCGCCCGUCUGGCUGCAACACCACGCAUCCGUCUCCUUGUCACAGCCGAUACCCCAAACUUCCCGGUCAUGUGGGACAUCAGUCUGCGUGAUCAACUCAAUUUCGUCUUCCAUGACUGCACAACGUUCCUACCGUUCUCAGCGGAGGCCGACGUUGUCGAGGAGGUCAAUGCUCUUCUUGGACGCAAGGGCCGCCGCGUUGGCGGGAAAGAUGGCGUAGGCUUCGUGCUAAAGAGUCUUCCUGAGAAUGCACGCAAUCUGUAUCGCCUCCUGCUAACAGAACUGAUUACUUUACUGGACGACGGUCAUCAGUCAGACGAUGAAGGUGCGGCAGAGGGCGGCGGCAGGGCUGGCGAUGAGACUGGCAUCGAAUUCCGCCUGCUUUACCAGAAGGCAACGGAAGAGUUUGUCGCUUCUUCGGAAAUGAUGUUCCGUACCCUGCUGAAGGAGUUCCACGACCACCAGAUGAUCACUUCGCGUAUGGAUGCGAGCGGAAUGGAGAUACUUGGUGUGCCACUGUCCCGCGAUGAAAUGGAAGGCGUGCUGGAGGAUCUGGUGCUGGGGUAG
This is a messenger RNA of Penicillium coprophilum, 1686 nucleotides long. Its product is annotated as origin recognition complex subunit 2. Gene Ontology annotation, molecular function: DNA replication origin binding. The record is from RefSeq and is a predicted model, not a curated record. The transcript has a single exon. Gene Ontology annotation, cellular component: nucleus; nuclear origin of replication recognition complex. Bases 1 to 1686 code for a protein of 561 amino acids. Lineage: Eukaryota; Fungi; Ascomycota; Eurotiomycetes; Eurotiales; Aspergillaceae. Gene Ontology annotation, biological process: DNA replication.